This is a messenger RNA of Terrapene triunguis (Three-toed box turtle), 1304 nucleotides long. Its product is annotated as regulator of G-protein signaling 2-like. Bases 87 to 719 code for a protein of 210 amino acids. Lineage: Eukaryota; Metazoa; Chordata; Testudines; Emydidae. The transcript is spliced from 5 exons. The record is from RefSeq and is a predicted model, not a curated record.
UCUUCAAGUUCAACUUCUGAUUGAAGAAAAGGCUGCUGCAGUGGCUGGCAGAUCAGCGAUAGACCCUGGGAUAAAACAAAAGAAGUAUGCAAAGUGCAAUCUUCUUUGCUCUUCAGCACAACUGUGGACAAAUGGAGAAAACUCCCAGCAGCUGCCAAAACGAGGAGAAGAAAGGAAAGAUGAAGAGAACUAUCAUUAAGGAUUGGAAAACAAGGUUGAGCUAUUUCCUGCAAAACUCUUCCACUUCUACAAAAACAAAGUCCAACAAAAAAGGAAAGCAACAUACUUACUUCAGACCUUCUCCUGAAGAAGCCCAGCUGUGGUCAGAAGCUUUUGAUGAACUUCUAGCUAAUAAAUAUGGUCUUGCAGCUUUUCGAGCUUUUUUGAAAUCAGAGUUCUGCGAGGAGAACAUCGAUUUCUGGCUGGCCUGUGAGGACUUCAAGAAAAUCAAGUCACCUCAGAAGCUGAUAUCCAAGGCUAAAAAGAUCUACAAUGACUUCAUUGAAAAAGAAGCUCCCAAAGAGAUAAACAUAGACUUUCAAACCAAGAACAUGAUUGCCCAGAAUAUCCAAGAAGCAACACGCACUUGCUUCAGUGCUGCACAGAAGAGAGUCUACAGCUUGAUGGAGAAUAACGCGUACCCACGAUUUUUGGAGUCUGAAUUCUAUCAGGAACUGUGUAAAAAGUCACAGAUUACCAGGGAGCCUCAAGGGACAUGAACUCUGAAGGGAAGUGAAGUGGAGAAUUCUAUUUCACCUGCUAAGGAAGAAGGCCAUGUGUCCUAGCAGCUCCAUAAUCUGAAAAACUGAAAUCCUGAAUGUACAGAAGGUUUGCCCAGAUGUAGUGGGGGGGGAAAUGGACAGAAAUAUAGCCUAAGGUGGUUUACAGUUGAGUGGUAAACAGUGAUGUUAGGAGCUUAGGGAUGGAGCCAGGAAAGCUGCUGGCCAGUGUCCAGGGAUGAUGCAUUUUCCAUCAGUGAACAGUGCAGAGAGAAGGUAUUUCCAUGCAUUAUCAUAGCACUGUAUAUUGUCAGACUCCUUUUGUCACACUGAGAGCGUUGAUACUGUAGGUCAGAUAAGAUCUGCCUCUUUUAAGAGUAAACAAGCUCUGAGGCAGCACAGUGUAAUCAAACAUUUCUGGGAAUUUGGACAGCUUUGAAUAAUUGAUUGCAUUUUUUUCCCCUAAAUAACUGGUGGUGUGUUAUCACUCACUCACUUCUUAAUACUGGUUCAGCUAACUAAAAAUUUCCCAGCAGCAACUAGAUGCAUCAGUCUUCCAUGUGACACCAAACACUGUCACUGUAU